CAUUUCUGGGACAACCUUUAAUUAGUCGUUUAUUUGUUGUGUCCCACAAUGUCCACGAGUGACAUACGUGAUUUUUUCAAAAACCAGACACUUUUCCUAACCGGAGGUUCGGGUUUUGUCGGUAAACUAAUUCUAGAAAAACUCCUACGAGAAUGUCCCGACAUCAAAAAAAUCUUCCUGAUUUUGCGUCCGAAAAAGGGCAAAACGUCCCAACAACGCUUCGACGAACUGUUCGACAUGCCUUGUUUCGAAUUACUCAAAUCGAUGAAAAUCAACAUCUCGGAGAAAGUUUUUUUGGUGGACGGUGAUUGUCAAGAGCCUUUUUUGGGCCUCAGUGCCCAAAAUUUGGACUUGUUGCGCGAGGAAGUGACGUGCGUUAUCCAUGCUGCGGCCAAUGUUAAAUUCGACCAAAGUCUCAAAGAGGCAGCUUUCAAUGUUCGAGCGACUCGAGAUUUGCUCGAAUUGGCCAAACAGAUGCCAAACUUGAAGAGUUUUGUCUACGUCUCGACGGCUUAUUCCAACUGCCUUAACCCUCACAUUAGGGAAGAUUUUUACGAACCACCCCUAAAACCCGAAAACUUACUCUCGGUGGUGAAUUCCCUCGAUGACGAUGUUUUGACGAAAAUAACACCAUCUUUGUUGGGCCCUUGGCCCAACACUUACAUCUACACCAAAUCCAUAACUGAGGAUUUAGUCAAAUCAGCUAGUACUAGCCUCCCGAUUGCCAUAGUACGCCCAGCUAUCAUUGUAGGUUCGAUCAAAGAACCAGUCCCUGGCUGGAUUGACAACUUUUACGGAGUUGUUGGUAUAGUUCUAGCUGCAUCUUUGGGCGUUUUGAGGAGUCUGAAUGCAAAACUAGACGCCAUAGCACCCAUAGUACCGGUCGAUUAUGUCGCCAAUGUAAUCAUAGCAGCGGCUUGUAAAACCGGAAGAGAACAACCGAAAUUCCCGGUCAUUUACAACUACGUCCGCUUUGGCAAAAACAGUCAACUCACUUGGGACCAAUUUAUGAAAAAAGUGGAGCCCGAAUGUUGGAACGCAGCGUGUGAUAAAGUCGUUUGGUACUUCGGCUUCAAACUACGCGAAAAUAAGACUUGGCACAACAUUUACAUAUUUUUCACGCACACUGUUGUGGCCCACAUUGUUGAUUUCGUCCUGCUCUGUGUCGGAAGACCGACUUUAGCUGUGAAAAAUUACGAACGUCUCAAUAAACUGCUCGACUUGAUUUCGUAUUUCUCGACCCGGAGCUGGACUUUUGACACUGAUAAUGUUACAAAAUUGUGGCACGAAAUGAGCGAUGAUGAUAAGAACAGAUUUGAGUUUCAUUUGGAUUCGGUCGACUGGAAUUCGUUUGCCCACGACAGUGUUUUCGGAGGAAGAAAAUUCCUUCUGAAGGAAAGUCUCGAUACUAUUCCAAAAGGAAAACGGAAACUUAGAAUUCUGUUUUUUGCGCAUUAUACUCUAAUGGCCGUGUUUUGGUUUCUCAUGUAUAAAUUUGUAAGGUUUUUGUUUGGUUCCUCUUUCUAAUAAAGUUGGUUAAAAUGAA
Messenger RNA from Tribolium castaneum (red flour beetle), 1546 nucleotides. RefSeq names its product fatty acyl-CoA reductase wat. Gene Ontology annotation, cellular component: peroxisome. The record is from RefSeq and is a predicted model, not a curated record. Gene Ontology annotation, biological process: long-chain fatty-acyl-CoA metabolic process. Gene Ontology annotation, molecular function: alcohol-forming very long-chain fatty acyl-CoA reductase (NADP+) activity. The transcript has 7 exons. Bases 49 to 1527 code for a protein of 492 amino acids. Lineage: Eukaryota; Metazoa; Arthropoda; Insecta; Coleoptera; Tenebrionidae.